AUGAUGGCGUGCGAAAAUGUGCUUUUUCAGGAAUUGAAGCAAAACAAAAGUGCGAAGAACGUCGUGGAGAACAGCUUGAGCGCCAAGAAACAGAACCAGCAGCAAAUCAUUGCCGAAGCCGAACAACACAUGAGCAAAGAUCACCAGGCGCAUCUGGACUUCGAGCUUCGCAGGUUCAAACGACGACGCCUGCUGCAGUAUCAUCAACUCGAGCAAAAUCUUCUGCACGAAGUAUCUUUGAUGUGGUUUGGCUUCGAUUCUUUAGCGCUUUGA
This is a messenger RNA of Soboliphyme baturini, 273 nucleotides long. NCBI's taxonomy places the organism in Eukaryota, Metazoa, Nematoda, Enoplea, Dioctophymatida, Soboliphymatidae. The record is from the annotation of a GenBank genome assembly.